UAUGAGUGGAUAAUCCCUGCGUAGGCACUGCAACUGGUAGCGUUUAUAGUAAUUUUCGGUUAAAAUUGGUAAAUGACUCUGGUUCGUGGUGUACGAACAUCGGCGAACAUUUAAGUACAUCCUAAACAGCUGGUGGGUAAAGAGACGUGUGCGGGGCUCACGUUUGAGUGAUGGCAUAACAAAAAAUAUCGGCACAAAGCAACCCUGCACCUAUAAAUGGAAUAUUUGGAUCCCACGGUUACAGUAGCUAGCUGAGUUCAACGCAAGACGGAUUAGGAGCUCACAAAGAUGAUACGCUUUCUUUCUUGCAUCCUCCUCUGCUGUUCGUUAGCAAGCGGGCAGACACUUUCCUCCCCUCUACCUCUCGGAGCCACCCCCGUGCCCUACGUGCCUCCAGGUCUAACCCCAAUACCACCGGUGGCCCCAACUAUCUUCCCCUUCGGCCCUACUCCACGAGUUCCAAGACCCUUGGUCCCUGGAGUCGCUGGAUACAACAACCCGUAUUACAACCCAGCUGCGGGGCCAGCUGUGCCUAUUCUGACAUAUAGCAACGAUCAUGGCGCUGAUGGCAGCUAUUCUUACAGUUUUUCCACAGCUGAUGGAAAGCAAGUUCAAGAAACAGGGUACCUGAAAGACGCUUACAUCGACAACGCAGGGGAACCCCAGGGAACGCAGGUAGUGCAAGGCAGCUACGCCUACGUCGCGCCGGACGGCACGCCGAUUCAAGUUAGCUACAUCGCCGAUGAAAAUGGAUUCAGACCUUCAGGAGUUCACAUCCCCGCCGAUGGAAAAGGCGUAUUACCUGCACCCGUGCUAGACAAGGACGGCAAACCAAUCAUCGCCAUCGACCGAGCUUUCAACAAUCCCUAUAGCCCGUUCAACCGCUUUGACGGCCGCUACAGCGGCUAUAAUGGGUACAACGGGUACAGCAGAUUGAACAGACCCUAUGACCCGAGGUACCCGUAUGAUGCCCGGUACCCCCAGGACCCUCGUAAACCCUACGAUUCCAGAUCCCCUUAUGAUCCCAGCUUUGUCAUCAGACUUGCAACCUGCAGCCAACAUACAUACAACAUGAUGCGCUUUGUGAUCCUCGUCUUGGCUGUGGCCGCAGCCAGCGCUGACGUCAGCAGUUUCCAGACCUACCAAGAUCCUCAAUACACGACGCCCAUCCCUAUCAUCAGACAGGAACAGGUCAUCAACCCCGACGGCUCGUACAAAUGGAGUUACGAGACCGGCAACGCAAUCGCGGCUGAAGAGCAGGGCUAUGUGAAGAACCUGGGCGUACCAGACCAGGAGGCCCAGACAGCGCAAGGACAAUACCAGUACACCGCUCCUGAUGGCCAGGUUAUCCAGGUAACCUACAUCGCGGACGAAAAUGGCUUCCAACCCCAAGGGGCGCAUCUCCCGACCCCUCCCCCGAUCCCAGCUGACAUCCAGAAGGCUCUGGAUUACCUCGCCACGCUGCCGCCUCCGACCCCUGACAACAGGAACUACAGAACUCAAUAGGACG
Cydia fagiglandana is the source of this 1510-nucleotide messenger RNA. RefSeq lists its product as uncharacterized. Lineage: Eukaryota; Metazoa; Arthropoda; Insecta; Lepidoptera; Tortricidae. The transcript is spliced from 9 exons. The coding region runs from base 289 to 1506 and encodes 405 amino acids. The record is from RefSeq and is a predicted model, not a curated record. Gene Ontology annotation, cellular component: chitin-based extracellular matrix. Gene Ontology annotation, molecular function: structural constituent of chitin-based larval cuticle.